CAUAGCAACUGUUAUCAAGGUAGCACUGAUGAAGCCAGUGAAUAAAUUACAGCAGAAUUAAUAUUUGACGGCUUGUUGAGCUUGGAGGGGCACUGUUUCCUGAGCUUGUAAUGAAAUAUUGAGGCACUCCAGUUCUAAGAUGGCAUUAGCAAGUGGACAUUGGAUUAGGAAAGAAGCGACUGGGGAACCUCCAAAUCCUAGACAUGGGCAUGCACUGGCGAUUGCAGGAAAUAUCGCAUUUAUAUUUGGAGGAUGUGCCUUUCAUAACACUGCUGAUGAUCAGCCAACAUAUUUCAAUGACUUCUACAUGUUGACAAUUACACCUGCUGAUUUGACUUGGGAAAGAAUACCACAGGAUGGACAUAUUCCUUCUUCAAGACAAGGACACUCACUUUGCAUAGUAAAAGGCAAGAUAUAUUUAUUUGGAGGUUGUUCAAGCAAGAAUGCUGAAUGCUGCCUUCCAGGAAUCUAUACAUUUGAUCUUGGUUCUUUAACUUGGGAGAAGAUAACAACCAAUGGUAUUGCACCUCAGACUCUCAAACAUAGCUCAGCUGUAGUAGGUGAAAACAUCUACAUAUAUGGUGGCAUACAGUGUGGAAAAGCUGUUGAUGACCUCUAUGUGUUCAAUACAGUAUCCCAAAGCUGGACCCCAGUCAAAACAUAUGGUUUGGCCCCUGGAGCAAGGUCAGGCCAUGCUUUUGCAACUAUUGGAGAAAUCAUCUACAUGUUUGGAGGCUGCUCCAAUGAAGAUGAGUAUUGUACUGAUAUCUUUGCAUUGGACACAGUAUCUUUAACAUGGCAAAAGUGUGAAGUCAAAGGAGAACAGCCUGUUGGAAGGUCAGAUCAUACAUUUACAGCACAUCAUGAUAAGGACAUUUACUUGUUUGGAGGAACGUCUGUAUCUAAUGACGGUAGUAAAAUACUAAAGAAUGAUAUUAUGAAGUUAAGUUUAGCACGGAUGAAAUGGAAGAUGCCACUUUAUGUUGGGAUCCCUCCUCCUUGCAGACAAAACCAUGUGGCAUUUAUUCUUCAUAGCCAUCUCUACAUCUUUGGUGGAGUAAAUGAAAAAGAAUUCAAUGAUCUCGUGGCAAUGAAACUGAUAAAUCCUUCAGACAGACAGCCUAUAAUGAAGGAAAUUUUUUCAGAAUUGGGAAUACAAGGAAUAAGUAACAGGUUUACACCCACCAAAAUCCCCAAAGUGAAAUAUGAAUUAACAGACUCCCCUUUGGUGACUGAAUCAGUUUCUCCACCACCUCCUGUUCCAACAGCUCAGCUCCAAGAUUUCCAUUCUGUGCGUAACCAAGCAAUGGACAUGAUCACAAGAGCCUUUGCUUUGCUGGACAAUGAAUUUCAAAAGCUCGACGUGGCGAAAGCUGAAUUAACCCAGGCAACAAUGAUUUUCCAACUUGAAAAGGAGCAGUACAGCAUACAUUUUAAAAAGCAACGGAAGGAGCUACAAGAGAUGCUGGAAAAACACAAGGCCCAAAAUGAAGCAUGGCUCAGUGCCAGAGCAGAAGAAAAUGACAAGGAAAGGAAAGAACUCUACAAACUGAGGGAGGAAAUUCUCCAUGACCAGGAAAGGCUGAGAGAUGAACAGCAAAGCAUUCACCAACGCAAUCAGCAGCUCUUUUCUAUAAUGCAGCAGUUCAAAGGAAUGUGAGCAGUUUGCUGAACAAAGCCUGAUCACAUGCUCCCGAUCACAGCAACAACAUAGCGCCACCUGAACCACUGAGCUCUUAUGUCUAGUGUAACAAAGAUCCAGUUCCCAUACAGACUGCAAUCUGAUCUCAUUAAGUUCAAUCCUAGGGCCAUGGCACAAUUAAAUUCCUACCCACUUUUAAAAACAUGACAUGUCUCCAAGUCAAUGUUCUCUUUCCACCCCCCACCCACCCCCAAAAAAGAGAGCCAAUAAGUCUCCUGUAUUUACAUAUUUUUUAUGCCUGAUAUGGUAAAAUAAUGACCAGAAGGAAUAUAAGUACUCUCUAUACACUUGUAUGCACUUCAGUGUAUAUGUUUGUUUUUAUAAAAAAUAAAUGUUUGGAAUAUUGGAUUUUCUUAAGUGGUGAGAUUAUGAAAUUAUGAACGAGAUUAUGGAAACCUCUGCUUCAAUCCUAAUUUGGUGGCUGUGAAUUUUUGAAACUUUGCAAUAGUACCCAGAACUAGGGAGAACACAUAACUUUAGAAAAAUAGGAUUGAUAAAGGAAGUGCAUAUAAAGAAAUUGUUGCUUUGUAGAUGCUUUUCGUAUCUCUGAUCUCUGUGUAUGCAUCCUGUUUUCUUUUUCUUUUACAUAUUUACUUUUCUGAUAGAACAUUCUUCAGGUUUCCAGUAAAAUUCUACAAAGAGUUUCAU
Molecule: messenger RNA, 2350 nt
Organism: Pogona vitticeps (central bearded dragon)
Lineage: Eukaryota; Metazoa; Chordata; Lepidosauria; Squamata; Agamidae
Product: kelch domain-containing protein 3
Molecular function (GO): protein binding
Source: RefSeq, a predicted model, not a curated record